GGGUUGUCGGAGGAUAGUCGGGUAGACUGCAACAACUCUUGAGGUGGACGCAACAGCAGCUGCCUCGUUUCAGGCGCAAACACCGUUACUGUCCGUUGCUGACAACUACCAGAAAUGUCGGAGACGUCAAGUGAUGCUGAGUCGUCCUGUGGCUGGACCAUUAUCAGUAAUGAGGGCUCAGAUAUCGAGACGUUGGGGUCAGAGGCUGCAGUGGAAUAUGGAGCCCAGCUGCUAGAGCGCCCUCCGGAGGAGAAAGCAGAGCUUCAGGUCACACAGGCCUCCGCACCAGCAGGAUGUAAUGACGAGAGAGAAGCUGUUUUACUUGACGAUACACUGGAAGAACGAACUAAAGAUGAGACACUGCUGGUCUCUGAGGACAGAGACAGCGCUGCAGGGAAAGAGCCUGUGACUCUGUUGACUUUUAGCGAUCACUCUGACAUCAUGACUCUGGGAGACUUGAAGGAGGACGAGCACGCAGACGUGGAGGAGGAAGUAGCUGCCAACGCAGAGUUUUACCUCGGCACAUCCUGCAGCAGCCAGUACGCCUUCACUGCUGCAGAGACCGUUUUCCCGGUGCAGCAGCCGGCAGUGACCAACUCGAGCAGCAGUGAGGACGAGGCAGGACAGAGCCCCAGUAAUAUUAUACGAAGACGAAGGGUGAGGAAGAAUACCUCGAGCAAUGUGACGGAGCCUGAGGAGGACGAGGAGGAGGAGGCGCUGGAGUCUGGACCGAGUGAGGAGAUGGAGGAAGAUGUGGACAAAGAGGAGAAGCAGCAAGAGGAGGACAAGGAGGAGGAGGAGCCGGCUGAAGUUGGACUUGGAAUGAAGGGUCAGAGCAGCAGCAUCCUCAACAAGUGUAUCCUGCUCGCCCUCGUCAUAGCGUUCAUCAUGAGCUUUGGUCAAUUCUAUGGCACAGUCCAGACACAAGAAAGGCGGAAAAUAGUGGAGAACAUCAGAGUGAAUGAGCCCGAUGGUGUGAGAGAUCUGCUUCAUCAGCAUGUACGAGAACAACCUCUGACAAACCAGGCUCAGAAGAAAAACCUGGAUGAGCAAAACAUGAUUUCACUGCUCACAGGUGUGAUUGAGAAGAUGAAGAAAGAGAAUCAGGAGAUCAACAUUAAACAGAAGCACAUUCAGGCCCAGAGAAAGGACCUGGAGAUGCUGCUGCAUCAGAAGGCUGAGGAGAAGACCAACGUUGUGGCACAACAGCAGAAGCUGGCAGCUGAGAACCAGCAGCUGAAAAGCUCUCUGGCACGUGAGGAAAAGUCUUUGUCCACGUUACAAGAGGAGCUAAGGAACCUGCGCUCCAAGAUCAGAGAUCUGGAGAUGAUGGGAGCUGGAGCUGACUCGCUGCUGUCAGAAAACCAGAGGCUGGAAGAGCAGCUGGAAGAGGAGAAGAAGCAGAUCCAAAACAUCAACGUCCAGAGGGAAGGAUUAAAGGCUGAAGCUCAGACACUGAGGAAGAAGCUCGACGAGGAGAGGAAGGUGACAGAUGAGCUGAGGGGAGAGCUGGAUCGUGUGAGAAGUCAAAUCCCCGUAGCUGGAAAGGAGGCUGGGUCAGAGGGAGAGGAGCUCCAGUCACGGCUGCUGGAGCUGGAGGAGAGACUGAGCUUCGAACAACAGCGCUCUGACCUGUGGGAGAGGCUGUACCUGGAGACCAAAGAAGAACGAGCCAAAGGAGACACAGAGUCCAAAGUGAAGAAACCUAAAAAGGGCAUGGCAGGGAAAGUAAAAGAGACAUUUGAUGCUGUGAAAAACUCCACCAAUGAGUUUGUCCACCACCACAAAGAGCAGAUAAAAAAAGCAAAAGAGGCUGUGAAGGAGAACCUGAGGAAGUUUUCAGAUUCUGUCAAAUCAACUUUCCGAAACUUCAAGGAUUCAGCUUCGACUCUCAUCAACAAGGCCAGAGGCUUUUAUCCCAAGAAACGUGAUGACAGGAACUCAAAAGAGUCAUGGCCACACAGAUCAAACAAGCCUCCUCACAGACAGGCGCACAAAUCUGACGAUUUCUCCCACAGCAGCCACAACACUCGCAAAUACGAGCAUAAAGUGCAUGAAGAGCAAGGUCCGAGCAGCCAGAAAGCCAACCCGAAAGGCUGCUCUGGGGUCUUUGACUGUGCUUACCAGGAGUCCAUGAGUCUCUUCAACCAAGCCAUGGAGCCGAUCAAAGCAGACGAGUUCCACCAGCUGCUGCAGAGCUACCUGCAGCAGGAGGUCGACCACUUCCACCACUGGAAAGAGCUGGAGCUGUUCGUCAACAACUUCUUCCACAACGGGGUGUUCAUCCACGACCAGAUGCUCUUCACAGACUUUGUCAGCGGCGUGGAGGACUAUCUGGCGGACAUGCACGAGUACCAAGGGCUCCACGAUGACACGUUCGGAGACCUGGACGACUUUGUCUACAGACACCUCUUCGGAGAGGUUUACACAAAAAGCUAUAGACCGAGCGGACCGUUUGAAAGACCUGACGCAGACUCAAAGGAGGAGACCCGGUCAAAGCAUCAUCAGCGUAGGCAGCAGAAAGCCAGAUCCCGAGCACAGAGUGAACGCAAGUGGAGCCGAUCAGGAAGAAACACAGACAGACACAUGGCUGAUGUCAAAAUAGAACUGGGUCCGAUGCCGUUUGAUCCCAAGUACUGAAAACAUCUCAGCUUUUUUAUUGUUAUAGUUGCAGAUUCUCGUUUUUCUUUUUUGUAUUAAGAUGCAAAGUCUCUUUUUUUUGCACGUUUGCACAAUGUUAACUUUUUUAAUGCUACUGAACGUCCUGGAGCUGUUCUGCGAUUAGUGAAGUCAUCAUUAGGUCUGAAUGACAGAUUUGGCAUUUCUUCUGUCAUCUGCACAUUUGUAACAUCGGUUAAAAUUUUACAAAUGUUAAACACUUUAUUUCCAGGAUUUAAUGCUGAAACACCACUGAUGAUCCUUGUCAACCACAGCACCUUUGUUUCUAAAUAUUAAGCAGAAAGUAUUUAUUGUGCUUUGUUAAACAAAAUGGAAAAUCAACAUCCACGUUGAGGAUGCUUCCUAUGUACAGUCAUAUAGUUGUUUAAUUUGCUGUUACAAAAACUGUUUUGUGUGAAUUGGUUUUAGUUUCCUUUCAGAGUUAACCGUUUUCUAACAUUCCACCUUAAGCUUGUUUUAACUGCGCCUGGACCUUUUAUGUUACUUUUAGUAGGUUACAUUUCUUGCCAAAUUGAAUUAGAAACCACACACAUCUGACAAAUCUGACAAGUGAUGAUUCAAUACGACAUCUGAGUCAAAAAUAUUUAUUUCAGUAUCAAAUCAAUACAAUAUUCUCUGAGAGGAAUUUCCGUUGUUGCAGUUUUGUUCAGUGCCUUUCAUAAAUAAAGAUGCUUCCUCCAA
Limanda limanda (common dab) is the source of this 3360-nucleotide messenger RNA. RefSeq names its product cell cycle progression 1 (gene ccpg1). The transcript is spliced from 10 exons. The coding region runs from base 115 to 2640 and encodes 841 amino acids. NCBI's taxonomy places the organism in Eukaryota, Metazoa, Chordata, Actinopteri, Pleuronectiformes, Pleuronectidae. Gene Ontology annotation, cellular component: membrane. The record is from RefSeq and is a predicted model, not a curated record.